UUGGCACAGUUUUAUCGAAUCGAAGAAGGAAGGAAGAAGAAGAACCCUUUCUACUUUCUUCUCUCACUUGAACUCGGAGGUGAGUGAUCAAACCUGUACCUUUAAGGUUACGACGAAAUAGAGCUGUCUUCAAAUUGAGAUAGAGAUAGCCAACAAUGUUGCCGAGGUGGAGCACAGCAAUUAGCCAGCUCUCCAAGGUUGGACUACGGAAGAACAUGGAAUUCUCAAAAUAUCUUUAUGAUGGGUCUAGAAACUAUUCCAAGGUUGCUGCAGCUGCAACUGCAACUGUGGUAAAUUCUCCACUUCAUGGGGUCUCAACCAAGCCGGAGGUGAACUUAAAUAAGUUGUUUUGGUCUAAACCCUCUUCAUUGGCUUUGGCACCAGACUCACCUCUGAGAAUUGAGGAGCCAAAAUAUGAGGGCUUUCGGCGUACUAUCUUGAAGCUAUUGUUGUUUUAUAGCAAGCAAAGUAAAUCCAUUCGAGGGGCAAACGUGAUAUACCGGCGUAUCAUUUCACAAGUUGACAAACAGCCUAUUUAUGAUGUAUUUAACUUGGAGAAAAACUUCAAAACAACGUUUUCUUUGCUUGUACUUCACAUGUGGCUUUGCUUGCACCGCUUGAAAGAAGAAGGAAAGGAGGGUGUUGAGCUUGGGCAAUAUGUGUAUGAGAUUUACAAUCAUGACUUAGAGCUGAGAGUAUCCAAGGCAGGGGUCAACUUACUUUUGACUAGAUGGAUGAAGGAUCUGGAGAAGAUAUUCUAUGGGAAUGUUGUUGCAUAUAAUGCUGCAAUGCUUCCUGAGGCUAAACAGGAUGAGCUUGAGAAUGUGAUUUGGAGGAAUGUGUUCUCCGAUGAUGGUUCAUCAAAGCCAAAUGAUGCCGCAUCAGUUGUCAUCCAGGCAAUGUCCAGAUAUGUUCGCCGGGAAUCUUAUUGCUUGACAUUGACAGAUAAAGAGGCUAUAUUUUCUGGCAACUUCAUGUUUACCUCCUUACAGAACCUAUCACCUGAUGGCACGAGAUAAUUAGCGGACGAAGAGAUCAGGUUGAGGUUCCAGUAAUACUGUGAUCAAAACAUAGGUUCUUGCUUUUAACUAGUUUUGAAACAGGCUUCCUAAUCACUUAUUAAAACAAUUGUAAUGGUUCUUUUGC
Messenger RNA from Telopea speciosissima, 1146 nucleotides. RefSeq names its product ubiquinol-cytochrome-c reductase complex assembly factor 1. The record is from RefSeq and is a predicted model, not a curated record. The transcript is spliced from 8 exons. Gene Ontology annotation, biological process: mitochondrial respiratory chain complex III assembly. The coding region runs from base 156 to 1019 and encodes 287 amino acids. NCBI's taxonomy places the organism in Eukaryota, Viridiplantae, Streptophyta, Magnoliopsida, Proteales, Proteaceae. Gene Ontology annotation, cellular component: mitochondrion.